Anguilla rostrata (American eel) is the source of this 1590-nucleotide messenger RNA. RefSeq names its product CCAAT/enhancer-binding protein beta-like. Gene Ontology annotation, molecular function: RNA polymerase II cis-regulatory region sequence-specific DNA binding; DNA-binding transcription factor activity, RNA polymerase II-specific. Gene Ontology annotation, biological process: DNA-templated transcription; regulation of transcription by RNA polymerase II. The coding region runs from base 210 to 1085 and encodes 291 amino acids. The record is from RefSeq and is a predicted model, not a curated record. NCBI's taxonomy places the organism in Eukaryota, Metazoa, Chordata, Actinopteri, Anguilliformes, Anguillidae. The transcript has a single exon.
UCCGCUGUCAAAGUAAAUUCGUGCGCUUGAACGUCCAAGUGUAGAGCCACACUGAGUAAAGGCGAAUUGCGCAAUCUCUUAGUGAGGACUGGCGAGUCAUUUCGUGCGAGUGUACCGAUAGACUUUAUUGUUGUUUUUCAACAAGUGGUUUGUCAGGGAGCUCGCCCCUUGUUUCAAAUGGUCCCGCAACACGACGGGUGCUAAGAUCCAUGGAAGUGGCCGGUUUUUACGAGGGGGAUUACCUUGAUUUCCACGGCGGUAACAGCGCUCACUGUCAGAGAAUCAAAAGCCUUGACAAGCAGCACGCCAACGGUUCGAUGACGGAGCUGGGCAUCGCAGAACACGAAAAAGCGAUUGACUUUAGCAUCUACCUAGACCCAACUUUUCAUUACCAGCAACAGGCAACUCCAGCUGAGCCCGUGGGCCAAUCUCGCGGUGAGGAUAUCUUCUCAGAAUUCCUUGCUGAAGAAAGCAAGACUAAACGGACCGCCACCGCCACUCAAAACUACAGAAACCUCGUGACAUACAACAAUCAAGGAUCCAGUCAAAACUGUGAACCUAGGGAAUCGGGCAUCCUUGACUACCCCGAACUGCAAGAAACCCGAGUUGACACAGUGUUUAGCUCACACAUACUCUGCGGCUACCCAAAGAACGGGUUAACAGAAGAACUGAAAGAAGACGCCAGAAUGGACGGCGGUUCUUCGGGCUACGGAAUGUCGUAUCUGCAAUAUAAGUCUGCCCCAAGUGACAGUCUUGGGAACAUUUCUACCGCUUCCUCCUGCAGUUCACCUGGGACACCUGGCCCGCCAGGUCGAAGCAGGUCGCCACUGCAUGGAACGACACCAUACGGCAGCAAGGGGAAGAAACAUGUGGACAGAAACAGCGACGAAUAUAAACAGCGGCGCGAGAGGAAUAACGUCGCUGUGAGAAAGAGCAGGGACAAAGCCAAAAUACGCAACCUCGAGACGCAACAUAAAGUACUGGAGCUGGCAGCGGAGAAUGAACGCUUGCAAAAACGCGUGGAGCAGCUGUCAAGAGAACUGGCCACCCUGCGAAACUUGCUCGCUGCUACAGGACAAUGCUGACCAGAAUCGCCUCGUGUAGGCUAGAAUAUGGUACUUCUGGAACCUUGAACUCAGGCUGGGACUGUUUCACAGGUUCAUUGUUCUUUUAAUUUUUUUUUCUGAGGUGUAGCCUACUGGCUACGUUUACCUUAAUAUCUUAAAAGGAGCAAAUUAAUUGUAUUAUUGAUUAACAGUGUAUGGACAAUAGUCUUAGCAACUCAUCGUGCAUGGAUUUCAUCGCAAUAUUUGUUGACAUGCCACUGUGCCCCAUAAUGUUUUUAUUUUUAUUUUUUAUAAUCUGUUUUAAUAUAUAACCUGAAAUAUUGUUUACGGUUAAGUUUUUCCUACAUUAUCUGUUAUUUAAAUGAUUUUUUUUCAAGCGUGGAAAUUUAUACUGCACGUGUAUGAUGCAAUCUGAUGUAACAGUAUUGGCAAUGCAGUGAAAUAAUCUAUUCAGGAUGUAUGUGCACACGUUUUUGAACAGAAAAUCCAAAAUGCUUUAAUUAAAAUAAUUUCUACUUUGUUA